UCCACUGCACACCCGAGCGCCUUCUUUAGAAAGUGAAAACAAAAACAUUGGACUGUUGAGGACUAGUUGCGGACGGUUCGCAUGCAUCGCGCGCCGUGCCGCGUUCUGUCCGACGCGUUGCUCAGCGUCGUCGCGUGCGUCGCCCUCCUCCUCCUCCUUUCGGCGUUCGAGCGGCGCAGCCUCACGCUGCAGGGCCUCGGGGUUGCCUUGGCCAGCUUGGCGCUGAUCGUCGUCGGCUCCAGGGACGCGUGCGGCGCCGCCGUCAACGCAGCGCUCGCCUGAGAGAGACGCAAUGGACGCGCCGUUGCGAUCGCUUGCGAUGAGCGCCAACGUCGCCAACUCUGUCAACGUAGAGGUUGGUCACCUGAUCCGUGUGGCCUCGAAUUCUUCGUUGACCGACCAGCCUCCUGACCUGCGUCUGGGUGACGGCGUCGAGGUCAACGUAGCCCUUCCGUCCACCAGUCCCUUGCUCUUCAUGGUCCUGGCGCGCUGGGAUGACGUCGUCGGUCCGCAGACUCUUUACGUUUGGCUGCCAAAGCAGGGCGGGCUUUGCGGGGCCCCGAUGCUGGGCCGGAGGGUCCGGUAUGUCACGAGUCACGCCGUCAGCUGCAACAGCGUCACCGCCGCCUCAGGUGCCGCGUCCCUCAGGGUCGUCCCAGACCUGCGGAUCGUCUUCAUGACGCGCCUUUUCCACGCCUCCAGAGCACCGUUUGCUGUCGCAGCGGCCACAGAACUGGACAAGUUGUACUUUGUGCAGGGUCGGCACGCCUUGUUUCAAGACUGGAUGCAGCGAUUGGCAGACAAAAUUGCACCUCAACUUCGCCAGUGCGACGAUGAAAUUAUCCUCGGAGACGAGGUCACAAGCUGGAUCUUGGACUUCAACUUCGCCGUGAGCUCAAUGAAAGAAGCCAGCGUCGACUCUCCCCUCCUAGAAGACUGGUACGGCAAGGACCUUCUGAAGUAUCCUGCCCUCGCUCAAGCCCUGACUUCCCAUUUGCAAACCUUUGGCCAGUCCGUAGUCAUCGGAGAUAAAAGACCUCUCGUUAACUCGCUGAUCUCAUUCUUGAGUCUCUUUCUGGACAAUGACCAGAGCAAACGGUCCAGAUUUGUGCCUUCCCAUGGCCACACCUGUUUCCACGUUGGUCUGUGUUUACAGGGUUUGCUAGUAAGUGGUUACGGGUAUAGACCUAUUUCCUCUGAGGAGUUGUCCUGCUGUCCACUGCCUGUGACUACAAUUGACCUUACAAGAUCCUUGGAAAAUGGAGCUGUCAAGCAAACAGAGCCCCUUCAUAAAAGAACUCACGGGAGGACCAACUUUGAGCCAAGAUCAUUGCUCUUGCCAGUGAAGGAAGGGACUCGGAUGGUGGCCACCCUUCUCCAAGAGCUCCAGAUGCUGCCUACCUCCCAUUGGCGCGCCCAUGUGGCCAUUUUCAACAAAAGACUGGACAAACUUGCCGAGGCAACAGUCAGCCACGUGCGCCACUCCUCAGACUUGACCACCUGUGUCAAGGACGAGUUGAAACGUUUGCUCGGAGUGGACGAGAGGGAACUUGUGAUCGUGGCCGCCCGAGCCGAGAAAAUCAAGCCGGGAGUGUUUGUUUACAUAUUCGGUGCCAAGUGAACUCGAAUUACAAUUAAAUUGUCUCUCUCAUUCAGCUCUUGCCAAAUAUUUAAUGAAGCUGCACAAAUUCGUCCAGGUUAGGUUUUUAAGUAAUUGCAUCGAUUGUUGAUUAUUAAAAUAAUUAUAUGUUUCGCCUGCUGCGGAAAGUGAGAUUUUGUUGAGUAGCAAAAUAGGUGCCACCUCAGUAUAAAAUUGUACAGCGCCUUCUGCAUGUAAGAAAACUGCAUAUUUUCGUACAUUAUUAAACAUAUUGAGUCAUUUGAAGCUAAAAACGUGUGUGAUGAAAUGCCAAUUUGUACCUUGUAAGAGAAUUUGAAAUAAAGCUGGAUUUGUCGAAUUCCUUAACAAUGAA
Messenger RNA from Neocloeon triangulifer, 1973 nucleotides. Its product is annotated as guanine nucleotide exchange factor C9orf72-like. Lineage: Eukaryota; Metazoa; Arthropoda; Insecta; Ephemeroptera; Baetidae. Gene Ontology annotation, molecular function: guanyl-nucleotide exchange factor activity. The transcript is spliced from 6 exons. The record is from RefSeq and is a predicted model, not a curated record. Bases 293 to 1621 code for a protein of 442 amino acids. Gene Ontology annotation, cellular component: autophagosome; endosome. Gene Ontology annotation, biological process: autophagy; endocytosis.